AUGAAAGCCACUCCUCUCAUCAUCAAUUGGCACGACCAAAAUGCCCCCGUUUACUCGGCUCACUUCGAGCCCGGUGCUAGAGGGCGCCUAGCAACUGCGGGUGGUGAUAACCACGUCAGAAUCUGGAAGGUUCAAUCCGAUGGCGAGGACCGCAAGGUCGAGUAUCUUUCAACCUUAUCCAAACAUAACCAGGCCGUCAAUGUAGUCCGCUGGGCUCCCAAAGGUGAACUCCUCGCCUCCGCCGGCGAUGAUGGCAACGUUAUCCUCUGGGUUCCCAGCGAGACCCCCCAAUCCAACUUCGGUUCCGAAGGUCAAGAAGACAAAGAGUCAUGGAGGGCCAAGCAUAUGUGUCGGUCUAGCGGUGCAGAGAUCUAUGACUUGGCAUGGUCUCCCGAUGGUGCUCACUUCAUCAUUGGUAGCAUGGACAACAUUGCUCGCAUCUACAAUGCUCACUCAGGAACGCUGGUUCGCCAAAUCGCCGAGCACUGUCACUACGUUCAGGGCGUUACUUGGGAUCCCUUGAACGAGUAUAUCGCGACACAAUCAUCCGACCGAUCGGUUCACGUCUAUUCCUUAAAGACAAAAGACGGCCAAUACACCCUCAGCCAAGACGAUAAGCCUCCUCGCCUCGCCAGCCACAUCAAAGCCGAUCUGCCCCCACGACGCAUCUCCUCCAGCAGCCCUGCUCCUCCAGAUUUUGGCCAUCGCUCCCAACUCUCUGUCUUAGACUCGGGCACCUCGGCAGGCUCCCCAGUGCCGUCCGCACCUGGGACGCCAACCUCAUUUCCACUUCCCAUGAAUCCACCGAGCGUCGUGAGCCACAGUCGCCGAUCCUCCUUCUCCUCUCGCCGCUCCGUCUCUCCAGCGCCGUCCAUGCCGUUGCCAGCCGUCAUGCCUAUGGAGCCCUCGCCAAAGCCCCCCGUUAUCAGCACAGGGCUAGGCGUGAAGAACGCCAAUCUUUACGCCAACGAGACUCUGACUUCUUUCUUCCGGCGACUCACCUUUACCCCAGAUGGCUGCCUGCUCUUGACACCUUCUGGGCAAUAUCAAAACCAACACCCGGCUGAAAAGGAUGCGAAGCCUAGCUACGAGAUCAUCAAUACCGUUUAUAUCUAUACCCGUGGCGGUAUCAACAAACCCCCGAUCGCCCAUCUUCCAGGCCACAAGAAACCAUCCGUGGUGGUCAAGUGCUCGCCUAUAUUCUACGCUUUGCGUCAGUCGCCGCCUACAACUCGAAAUAUCACCAUCGACACGUCUUCCGCUGAGGAUCCUAUCCCGUCCCUGCCGGAACCCCUCUCAAAACAGUCCCCUGCCUCCUCGGUCAUGGACCCGCCCCCUCCACCCGCAGCUCCGUCCACCCCGGCGGAAUCUACUUCUGUCUCAUCCAAGGGUGCGAGCGUAGAGACAGGCGCAUCCACACCAGGCCCAAAGCCGGCGUUCUCGUUGCCAUAUCGAAUGGUGUACGCAGUUGCGACCCAAGAUUCGGUCCUACUCUACGAUACUCAGCAGAAGACCCCCAUUUGUGUUGUGAGCAACCUCCACUGCGCAACAUUCACCGAUCUUGCUUGGUCGAGUGAUGGCCUGACCCUAAUGAUUUCAUCGUCUGAUGGGUUCUGCUCCACACUUUCUUUCUCGCCUGGUGAGCUAGGUGAAGUUUACAAGGGCGAAAUUCCCCGGCCCAAGACACAGGCCGGAACCGCAACUUCAUUGUCGGCUCAAAACACCCCAAUUCCCACUCCGACAACUAGUUUUGCCCCUCCGUCACCAUUCCCGAACGGCUCGCAUCACCAGCAUCGCAACUCAGCGAGCUCCUUUACAGCCCCUUCGCCGCCUCCUUCGGCCUCCCUCACCUCCCAGCGCCCUUCAUCCCCAACACGCUCAAAUUCAACGUCUUCGAUUGCCACAAUUACGACCCAAUCCAGUUCGGUUCCAACUGGUGUCAUCAGUAAUCCUACUUUGAUCUCUGGCAACGUCCCUGGCAUUGCUGCCGCCAGCUCUGGCAAGGUGACUGGGAUGCCGAUGACGACGCCUCCAGAGACACCUAAGAGCACCUCCGGCAGUAUUGCCGGAACCAAGAGAGAUGCAAGCGAAAGUGAGAAGGAGGAUGUGAAGGAGCCCAAGAAGAGGCGUAUUGCGCCAACACCCGUUGAUUCCAAGACUUAA
This is a messenger RNA of Ilyonectria robusta, 2163 nucleotides long. Its product is annotated as WD40-repeat-containing domain protein. NCBI's taxonomy places the organism in Eukaryota, Fungi, Ascomycota, Sordariomycetes, Hypocreales, Nectriaceae. Gene Ontology annotation, cellular component: CAF-1 complex; nucleus. The record is from RefSeq and is a predicted model, not a curated record. Gene Ontology annotation, biological process: DNA replication-dependent chromatin assembly; nucleosome assembly. The coding region runs from base 1 to 2163 and encodes 720 amino acids. The transcript has 4 exons. Gene Ontology annotation, molecular function: protein binding.